AUGGGGCGCUGCUGGAAAGCCAACGUCAUCAUGCAGCCGCAGAAUUUCUUUACCGACGUAUGCGAGCGUGCCAGCCGCCACGGUGAAGUGUGCCAGCGUGUCCUCCAAACCAUCUCCACACCCCCAAUGUUCAUCAUGGCCACCAUGCACAGCAUGUCCUUCGAGCCCAUAGGCACCAUCGCAUCGGGUGUAGUGCAUGAGCUGCCAGGUUGCCGCUUGGUGGUGCAGAUGCCCUCUCCUGACGAGCCUGUGCUCUGCUUGAUGCCGUGCGGCUGGAGAGCCAACGACUUCUUGAAGCCAGUCGCAGACUCCUUAAUGGUGAAAGGUGCGAGCGUGUCCUCCCAGCCCGUGUUCAAUAUGGCCGCUCUGCACAGCAUGUCCUUCGAACCCAUAAACACCAUCACAAUAGGUGAAAGGCAUGAGCUGCCAGGUUGCCGCUUGGUGAUCCACUCUCUCUCGCAUGACGCUGCCGACGAGGAUGGAAUGACUCCCAUAAAGCUGGCUGCUCUUUUCAACCAGCUCGAGGUUACGCGCGAGCUCAUCGCGAGAGGGGUGGACCCAUCUCCGGCAUUGGAGUUGGUGAAGAGGUUCAGUCGAUGUGCCAAGACGGCGGCGUACCUGAAGGAGGCUGUGGCCUCCUCUGCAGCAGCAUAG
Molecule: messenger RNA, 654 nt
Organism: Symbiodinium sp. CCMP2592
Lineage: Eukaryota; Dinophyceae; Suessiales; Symbiodiniaceae
Source: the annotation of a GenBank genome assembly